Vidua macroura (Pin-tailed whydah) is the source of this 6223-nucleotide messenger RNA. RefSeq lists its product as uncharacterized. Gene Ontology annotation, cellular component: membrane. Lineage: Eukaryota; Metazoa; Chordata; Aves; Passeriformes; Viduidae. The coding region runs from base 22 to 6039 and encodes 2005 amino acids. The transcript has 26 exons. The record is from RefSeq and is a predicted model, not a curated record.
GCUCCGCAGCGGGCAGGCGGGAUGCCGGAGCUGCUGGCGGAGCUGCAGGAGGCCGUGGGCUCCCAGCUGGGUGUCACUCAGGCCCAGGCAGGCUCCGGGGAGCUGCGUCUGGUGGGCGGCGGCGGCGGGCGCUGUGCCGGGCGCGUGGAGGUGAAGCACGGCGGUGAGUGGGGCUCCGUGUGCGUCUUCGACGGCGACAGGGAAGCUCUCUGGGCCGUGGUGGUGUGCCGGCAGCUGGGCUGUGGCCGGGUGGCCAGGGCGUCCCCGUACGCCUCGUUCGGGCAGGGCAGUGGGCGGAUCUGGCUGCAGCCCUUCUACUGCUUGGGAACCGAGGAUACGCUGGAGGAGUGUCUACACUUGGGAUGGGGACGGCACUUCUGCGGCCACGAGUGGGACGUGGGAGUGACCUGCACAGAUGCCGUGGAGCUGAGGCUGGCGGGCGGCAGUAGUCCCUGUGCCGGGAGGGUGGAGGUGAAGCUGCAGGGACAGUGGGGCUCGGUGGCAGACGACAACUGGGACAUGGAGGACGCCGAGGUGGUUUGCCAGCAGCUGGGCUGUGGCUCGGCUUCCGGUGCCUACUACGCCCUUGACACAUUCGGUUUAGAGGGCUGGCUCAUCAGCCUGGCCCUGGUGGACUGCAGUGGGAACGAGGCCACACUCUUGGACUGCAAAAUCCGUGGCUGGGGACCCUAUAACAGCAGCAUUCAUGACUUGGACACUGCCGUUUUCUGCCAAGGGUUCUCCCGGCUAGUCGGAGGUGAUGGAGCCUGUGCCGGGCGUCUGGAGGUGCGUCAGGGCCGGGCCUGGGUCGGUGUCUGUGAGGAUCAGGUGGACAUGAAGGCGGCCCAGGUGGUGUGCAGGGAGCUGGGCUGCGGUGACGUGCUCGCCAUCCCUGGCCGUGCUGGAUUUGGGAGAGGAUCAGGAUCAUUCUUGGACAGGGGCUUCCAGUGCAAUGGCAGCGAGCCCCUCCUCAGUGCCUGUGCCCGGCGUCCGGCCCACAGGCAGGGCUGCACCGGCCCUGCCAGCGUCACCUGCUCGUCCUACACGGGCUUCCGGCUGGGCAACAGCAGCUCGGGAUGCUCCGGGCGAGUGGAGGUGGCGGUGCGGGGCACGUGGGGAUCCGUCUGCGCCAGCGAGUGGGACCUGGCCGACGCGCACGUCCUGUGCCGCCAGCUGGGCUGCGGCCGCGCCUUCAGCGUGCCCCCGGGAGGCUCCUUCGGCAGCGGGGAGGGGCCGCUGCGGCCGGACGCCUUCGGCUGCAGCGGGAGCGAGCGGCACCCGGGCGAGUGCCCCGUGGCCGUGCUGGGGAAGCCGCCCUGUGCGCCGGGAAACGCCGCCGCCGUCAACUGCUCAGGCAGUGCCGAGUCCCUGCGGCUGGUGGAAGGUGAGACCCGGUGCGAUGGGUUUCUGGAGAUGGCCGUAAGCACCGGGGCGUGGCACCGUGUACCAGGAGAGGUUUCGCCCGUACGGAAUUUCAGCAAAGUGUGCUGGGAGCUUGGCUGUGGAGGACUGGACAGGACUGAUGCUGUCCAUGGUCAGAUCUACCUGUCGGAUGUCAACACGACGGAGAGGCCCAUGACAGAACGGGUGAUUCCAACCAUCAUAGACACGACCCCCAAUGCAACCACUGGGACAAUUAGCGAUGAUAAUUUUGGGAAUGAAAGGGAGUUUGUCACAACUGCACCAGCUGACAUCCCUCAUGGGAGCUACACUGUGUGCUCAGGCAGCCGGCAGGUGAGGCUGGUGGGGAGCUCUGGGCGCUGUGCCGGGCGCGUGGAGGUCUAUUCCGGUGGCAGCUGGAGCUCCGUGUGCCAGGAAGGCUGGGACCUGCAGGACGCCGCCGUUGUCUGCCGGCAGCUGGGCUGUGGCAGGGCACUGGAUGCGCCGAGCUCGGCGCGCUCGGGUGCCGUCCCGGGGCCGCUGUGGCCGUACAUCCCCGACUGCUCCGGGUCCGAGGAGUCUCUCUGGGAAUGCGGGCGCACGGAACGGCGCCAGUGCGGGCGCGGCGGCGGGGCAGGUGCCGUCUGCUCAGAGCAGCUCUCCGUGCGGCUGGCAGGAGGCCACGGGCGCUGCCGGGGCUACCUGGAGGUGUCCUACAACGGCACCUGGGGCCGCGUGUGCGCCAGCGGCACCAGCAGCGGCACCGCCGCCGCCGUCUGCCGCCAGCUGGGCUGUGGGGACCAGGGCUCGCUCUCGCCUGUCCCCUCCCAGCAGCCACCUCUUGCGUGGCUGGCCUGGGUGGGCUGUGAGGACGGGGCCCGCUCGCUCUGGGGCUGCCCCUCGGCCCCCUGGCACCUGCAGAGCUGUGGCACCGACGGGUACGCACAAGUGGAGUGUGAGGAGGACAGUGACGGCACCUCUGAUGGACACAGCGCCCCAUAUCCAGAGGGUGCCACCAGCACAGGUGUCCCCAGCAGAACGCCCUCAGCAGUGGCCCUGGGGACUGUGCCUGUGCCCACUGUGCUGUGCGUGGUGCUGGGGACGCUGCUGUGCCUGUCCCUGGGUGCCCUGGCCCUGCUGCUGUGCCGUGCCCGUGCCCGACGCCGAGGCCCUGGCAAAGCUGCAGAUGCCACCUCCAAUGCUAUUUACGAGGAGCUGGAUUACAAAGCCAUGCCAGAGUCCCAGGAGGUGCCCACUCCCCCAGGUUCCCUGUCGGAGGGAUGGGUGAAGAAGCUGCCGUAUUACACCGGGGACAGCGUGGAGGGGAGUGACUCCGAGGCAGCGCCAGCCAGAACUGCAGUGGGGGAAGGGAUUCUUUCUCGUGGCAAUCGGAAGGCAGAAUGGAGAACGAGGGGGCUUCAGAUGGCCUCUUACACCGGCAAGGGACCCGGGUCACUGCUUUUCCCAGAUCCCCCUGCCCAGCCCGAGCAAGGAAGCCCGGAUGGCUACGACGAUGCCCUGGAUGUGCCACAGGAGGCCCCUGCUCCCAGCACGGGGGACAUCUCUGAGGGAGUGGCACGGCAGAAGUGGAUCUGUGUCCUCCCCACAGGUGGGAUCUCGUCCCCUCCAAGUUCCCCAGGAGCCACCAGGGACCCCACGGAUCAGCCCCCUGGGCACAUGGACUAUGAUGAUGUGGGCUGCAGCGCCCUGGGGACACUGCCACACCCCGCGGUGGCAGGGCAGCCGGGCCAUGGCCCCUGCCUGCGGCACGUCGUGCUCCAGGAGGUUCCCGAUCUUCGGGGCGGGCUGCAGAGCCCGGAGGGUGUCCAGAUCCUGCAGCAGGGGCUGGCUGAAGCCGCUUGUGGGGAGGGAGGGAGGGAGGGAGGUGCAGCCGCAGCCGCGAUGCCGGUGCGGCCCUGCCUGUCCCGCAGGCUCCGCUGCCCGGCUCGGGAAUGCCGGGCAUGGGAGGGGCCGUGGCAGGGCCCUCACUCACCCGAGGCUCCGCAGCGGGCAGGCGGGAUGCCGGAGCUGCUGGCGGAGCUGCAGGAGGCCGUGGGCUCCCAGCUGGGUGUCACUCAGGCCCAGGCAGGCUCCGGGGAGCUGCGUCUGGUGGGCGGCGGCGGGCGCUGUGCCGGGCGCGUGGAGGUGAAGCACGGCGGUGAGUGGGGCUCCGUGUGCGUCUACGACUACGACGUGGAAGCUCUCUGGUCCGUGGUGGUGUGCCGGCAGCUGGGCUGUGGCCGGGUGGCCAGGGCGUCCCCGUACGCCCCGUUCGGGCAGGGCAGUGGGCGGAUCUGGCUGCAGCCCUUCUUCUGCCGAGGCACCGAGGAUACGCUGGAGGCGUGUCCGCACUUCGGAUGGGGACGGCACUUCUGCGGCCACGAGCGGGACGUGGGAGUGACCUGCACAGGGUUCUCCCGGCUAGUCGGAGGUGAUGGAGCCUGUGCCGGGCGUCUGGAGGUGCGUCAGGGCCGGGCCUGGGUCGGUGUCUGUGAGGAUCAGGUGGACAUGAAGGCGGCCCAGGUGGUGUGCAGGGAGCUGGGCUGCGGUGAGGCGCUCACCAUCCCUGGCCGUGCUGGAUUUGGGAGAGGAUCAGGAUCAUUCUUGGACAGGGGCUUCCAGUGCAAUGGCAGCGAGCCCCUCCUCAGUGCCUGUGCCCCGCGUCCGGCCCACAGGCAGGGCUGCACCGGCCCUGCCAGCGUCACCUGCUCGUCCUACACGGGCUUCCGGCUGGGCAACAGCAGCUCGGGAUGCUCCGGGCGAGUGGAGGUGGCGGUGCGGGGCACGUGGGGAUCCGUCUGCGCCAGCGAGUGGGACCUGGCCGACGCGCACGUCCUGUGCCGCCAGCUGGGCUGCGGCCGCGCCUUCAGCGUGCCCCCGGGAGGCUCCUUCGGCAGCGGGGAGGGGCCGCUGCGGCCGGACGCCUUCGGCUGCAGCGGGAGCGAGCGGCACCCGGGCGAGUGCCCCGUGGCCGUGCUGGGGAAGCCGCCCUGUGCGCCGGGAAACGCCGCCGCCGUCAACUGCUCAGGCAGUGCCGAGUCCCUGCGGCUGGUGGAAGGUGAGACCCGGUGCGAUGGGUUUCUGGAGAUGGCCGUAAGCACCGGGGCGUGGCACCGUGUACCAGGAGAGGUUUCGCCCGUACGGAAUUUCAGCAAAGUGUGCUGGGAGCUGGGCUGUGGAGGACUGGACAGGACUGAUGCUGUCCAUGGUCAGAUCUACCUGUCGGAUGUCAACACGACGGAGAGGCCCAUGACAGAACGGGUGAUUCCAACCAUCAUGGACACGACCCCCAAUGCGACCACUGGGACAAUUAGCGAUGAUAAUUUUGGGAAUGAAAGGGAGUUUGUCACGACUGCACCAGCUGACAUCCCUCAUGGGAGCUACACUGUGUGCUCAGGCAGCCGGCAGGUGAGGCUGGUGGGGAGCUCUGGGCGCUGUGCCGGGCGCGUGGAGGUCUAUUCCGGUGGCAGCUGGAGCUCCGUGUGCCAGGAAGGCUGGGACCUGCAGGACGCCGCCGUUGUCUGCCGGCAGCUGGGCUGUGGCAGGGCACUGGAGGUGCCAAGCUCGGCGCGCUCAGGUGCCGUCCCGGGGCCGCUGUGGCCGUACAUCCCCGACUGCUCCGGGUCCGAGGAGUCUCUCUGGGAAUGCGGGCGCACGGAACGGCGCCAGUGCGGGCGCGGCGGCGGGGCAGGGGCCGUCUGCUCAGAGCAGCUCUCCGUGCGGCUGGCAGGAGGCCACGGGCGCUGCCGGGGCUACCUGGAGGUGUCCUACAACGGCACCUGGGGCCGCGUGUGCGCCAGCGGCACCAGCAGCGGCACCGCCGCUGCCGUCUGCCGCCAGCUGGGCUGUGGGGACCAGGGCUCGCUCUCACCUGUCCCCUCCCAGCAGCCACCCCUUGCGUGGCUGGCCUGGGUGGGCUGUGAGGACGGGGCCCGCUCGCUCUGGGGCUGCCCCUCGGCCCCCUGGCACCUGCAGAGCUGUGGCACCGACGGGUACGCACAAGUGGAGUGUGAGGAGGACAGUGACGGCACCUCUGAUGGACACAGCGCCCCAUAUCCAGAGGGUGCCACCAGCACAGGUGUCCCCAGCAGAACGCCCUCAGCAGUGGCCCUGGGGACUGUGCCUGUGCCCACUGUGCUGUGCGUGGUGCUGGGGACGCUGCUGUGCCUGUCUCUGGGUGCCCUGGCCCUGCUGCUGUGCCGUGCCCGUGCCCGACGCCGAGGCCCUGGCAAAGCUGCAGAUGCCACCUCCAAUGCUAUUUACGAGGAGCUGGAUUACAAAGCCAUGCCAGAGUACCAGGAGGUGCCCACUCCCCCAGGUUCCCUGUCGGGGGGAUGGGUGAAGAAGCUGCCGUAUUACACCGGGGACAGCGUGGAGGGGAGUGACACCGAGGCAGCGCCAGAUCCCCCUGCCCAGCCCGAGCAAGGAAGCCCGGAUGGCUACGACGAUGCCCUGGAUGUGCCACAGGAGGCCCCUGCUCCCAGCACGGGGGACAUCUCUGAGGGAGUGGCACGGCAGAAGUGGAUCUGUGUCCUCCCCACAGGUGGGAUCUCGUCCCCUCCAAGUCACCCAGGAGCCACCAGGGACCCCACGGAUCAGCCCCCUGGGCACAUGGACUAUGAUGAUGUGGGCUGCAGCGCCCUGGGGACACUGCCAUGAGGAUGUCCUGGCCAUGCCACAGCCCUGGGGACACGUGUGUGGCAGUGUGGUGGGGCCCUGCCCAUGGAAGUCAGCCCUCGCUGUCCAGCACUGCAGGAAAGCAGCUCCUGUGUAGGGAUUUUCUUUGAUUUCAGUGUGAAUUUCCCCUUUUUUCCUAUUAAAAUCCAAACUGGUCAGAGACUCA